CACUCACUUUCUCUCUCACUCACUCACUCACUCUCCCAAUCUCUCUCAGUCCGGUUUAAUACGGAUCAGUCUGACCUGAGCUCUACACAAUCUCAUCAUAUUUCAUUAUCAGAUUGUGUUUAACACUGAAGCGGAGCUGGCGUGCGUUUGGCGUUUGGAGAUCUCUGUGGACUCUAUGAUCGGACUGGAUCUGAUCUCAUGACUCUGGCGUGGAAUUCUGUUUUCACUCUGAAAACUGCUGCGUGGACAAAUGCAUACAAAUGCAUUUAGGAGCCCAACGGACAAGGAGUGGACGCGUUUCUCCCACAGACACAACGAGAUUCAUCGUCCUCCUCCUGUCGACAUGUGCUGCUCUCCUGUCUGCAGAAGAAUGUCCAAGAACUCAAGGUGUCGAUGUUAUUCAUCAGCUGGGCCUUUCCGGUCGCAGAGACACACAGACGUCCGAGACAGAUUACCUCACAUCUUUCACGUUAUCUCAAAGUGCUCUGCCCCCUGGUGUUGGGGUAACACUUGGACAAGAAACCCUCAUUGAAGCCCCAUUGAAUGGACUCCUUCCCGCAGGCGUGGAUGAGGAGUUUUCUGUCAUCGUGAGUUUACGCUCCUGGCGAGCGAGUAACGCUUUUCUUUUUACUGUGCGUGAUAACAAGGACAGACUGCGGUUCGGCUUACAGCUCCUACCCGGCAGGGUGGUCGUUCACACGGGAGAGAAAGCCUCUGUUUAUUUCAAGCAUGAGGUGCAGGAUGGACGGUGGCACUCUUUCUCGGUCGGUGUUCGGCCGCGCUCAGUGUCCUUCUUUGCUCGCUGCGGGGCCGUGCGGUACGACGAGGAAACGCUGACCCGGCCACAGACGCUGGAUUCUGAAGGGCGCCUUUCCGUGGGUAGGAUGGACUCACGGGCGCUUCAGUUUGAAGGAGCAUUGUGUCACCUGGACAUCUACCCCUGCGCUCAAGCUGCAGCGAACUACUGCGACUACGUUAAAAAACAGUGCAGACUGUCCGACACUUUCCGAUCCAUGCCACUGGAGUUCAUAUCUCCGUCAGUGUCACCUUCUCCAACUACACACACUCAGAGUUUCGACUCCACCUUUACUCCUCGCUCCACUGUGGUCACCAGCUCCAUGCCCGCUCCUUUCAUUGACCGUUUUUUCCAGACGUUACAUUCAAAUAGAGUUAGUCCAUCUCCAAACCCCCUUAGCCGGAUGCAGGGGACGACAGCGGAUACACCCAUAACUGACAAGAACCUAGAAGGUGAAAAUGACACAGAGAAUCAACAGCUUCAUAUACAGCCGAGUGGAACCAGAGUCACACCGGAUCUGGUCACCGUUCUCAGGCAGAGCCGUUUGAAACACGCCUUAAGAAAUGAUGGGGGAACCAACAAGGAGCUUUCUCAGAGCAAGCCGAAAGUGAACGGCACCAUCCUGUACCGUGUGGAGAGCAAUUAUAACCUGGUGGACUCAUCUGAGGAGCAACUGCACGACACUGGAUACUCAGAGGGUUACGGAUAUGACUAUGGCUUUGACGAAGACGAAUAUUUCUUCGACUACGAUGGAUUUGUUGGUCCUAAAGGAGAUCAAGGUCCUCAAGGUCCUCCUGGUCUACCAGGUUUACCUGGACCGCCUGGAAAGAGAGGACCACGAGGUCCUCCUGGUCCUCAUGGGAAUCCCGGGCUGCCUGGUUUACCUGGACUCAAGGGAGCAAAAGGAGAUCCUGGAUUGUCUCCAGGUCAGGCGCCAGCGGGCGAUCAGGGUGACCGAGGUCGAUCAGGUCCAGAGGGUCCUAAGGGUGAACAAGGUCUGAAGGGACUCAAAGGCUAUCCAGGACCAGCAGGUCUGCCCGGAGAACAGGGUUUACCAGGACUGCCGGGUGUAGCUGGAGCGGCAGGUUACCCUGGCAGGCAGGGUUUGGCCGGACCUGAGGGAAACCCAGGACCCAAAGGUGUCAAUGGCUUCAUCGGACCUCCAGGAGUUGCAGGACCACCAGGAUUGGAGGGAGAGAGAGGAAUUCCAGGUCCUGCGGGAAUCAAGGGUCCUAAAGGAAGACAGGGUGUUGUGGGUGAGGCGGGUGAGAGAGGACCACCUGGACCGGACGGAAAUGAGGGUCCUGUUGGAGGAACUGGCAGCAGAGGUUUUCCUGGUCUCCGAGGUGAUGUUGGACCUGAGGGACCUCGUGGAUUUCCAGGAAUUGGGGGACCUCAGGGCUUGAGUGGAGGGGCGGGGCCACCUGGAAUGAAAGGUGAUAAGGGGGAACCUGGAUUAAGGGGUGAACCAGGAGAAAUGGGUUACCAUGGCGACAAGGGAACGGCUGGGAAUCCCGGACCACCAGGACCUCGAGGAAAACCAGGUCCACCUGGGAAAAUGGGUGAACGGGGAUCACAGGGACCUCCAGGGCCACCGGGACCCGAGGGUUUUCCAGGAGACAUCGGAGCACCAGGGCCAAACGGGCCCCUGGGACCAAAGGGUAUUCAAGGAGACAGAGGUCCCCAGGGACCACCAGGGCCAAAAGGAACAGAGGGAGAUGAAGGCCCUCCAGGCCCACCUGGAAAUCCUGGUCCCACUGGCAGACACGGUCGGAAAGGUUUGAUUGGAGAACCCGGACUUGAAGGUUUGAAGGGAGAAGUCGGUGAUCUCGGAAUUGUUGGGAAAAUUGGCCCACCUGGUCCAGUGGGGUUGCCUGGGACAACAGGAGUGACCGGACAACCUGGAGAAAAGGGAGAGCGAGGUCCUCCUGGUGCUUUAGGUCCUCCAGGAGAGAAAGGAUCAAUGGGAUAUCCAGGUCUUCCGGGAGGUCCUGGGGAUUUUGGCCCACAAGGCCCACCAGGUCCUCAAGGGCAGAGAGGAACAGCAGGUGGUUCUGGACCAAAAGGACGAAGGGGUCCGAGAGGAGCGGACGGUCCUUUAGGUGAACCCGGCCCUGAGGGCGUAAAGGGUGAGAAAGGAUCUCCAGGCGAUAAAGGAGCUCCAGGGUUAAUCGGUAAAGCUGGAAGUCCAGGGAAGAGAGGACCACCAGGACCAUCAGGUAACGCAGGUCCAGCGGGCGGCUCAGGUGACAGAGGUCCUCCAGGUGAACCUGGUUCCAGAGGCCCUCCAGGAGAUACAGGACCAGAUGGAGAGCAGGGUCAUGAGGGACCUCCAGGACCUGAAGGAGAGCAGGGGCCUGUGGGUGAACCUGGAGUCAAGGGUGAAAUUGGACCUGUUGGAGAAGAAGGUGAACAGGGUCAACUUGGCAUCAGAGGUCCUCCAGGACCACCUGGGGAGGAUGGACAUCAGGGAAAAGAUGGGCCGAAGGGUGAUUCAGGUGACCGUGGACGUGUGGGAGAAGGUGGAGAAAGAGGCGAGAUUGGCGACUCUGGACCCCCAGGACCUCCUGGAGAUCCUGGUAAAAAAGGCUUUCCAGGACCUGAAGGAAAACAGGGUCCACCUGGCAACCGCGGUCGUCCAGGAAAGAAGGGUGAGAAAGGCUCGGGGGGUCACCUGGGAGAAAUGGGCUCAUCCGGUGAGAUCGGACAGACGGGUGAACGAGGUCUCAAAGGUGCUCGAGGAACCAGAGGACCUGCAGGUUUACCUGGCGCUAUGGGACCUCAGGGAGAACCAGGCUUGGACGGUUACACGGGUCAUGCUGGCAAGCCAGGUCCUGCAGGCCCCCCGGGACCAAAGGGAGAAAAGGGUUAUCCAGGUGAAGACAGUACGAUCGCAGGACCUCCUGGGCCCUUAGGUGAACCAGGAGCUCCAGGAGAGAAAGGUGACCGUGGAGAACCAGGAGAUCAUGGAUAUCAGGGUCACGUGGGCAUCGCUGGGGUUCGAGGAGCACCCGGUCAGCAGGGAUCUCCUGGAUCUCCUGGUUUACCUGGUCAAGAAGGACCCAAUGGUGAGAAAGGAAAACAGGGGCCUGCUGGUAAGAAAGGAUCCCGAGGUCUUCCUGGAGCACCAGGUCUGGAGGGUCCUGUGGGUUCGCCUGGACCAAGGGGGAUGCUGGGGUACCCGGGAUCCGACGGGCUUUCUGGUCUUCCCGGAUUACCAGGUGUCCCUGGAUCUAAAGGGCGUACGGGUCAGCGUGGUGAUACAGGUCAAGAGGGGAGGGCGGGACUACCUGGUCUACGAGGACAACUUGGACUUCCUGGUGUUGUGGGAGAGAGAGGACCUGUGGGGUUAAAGGGUGAGAUGGGUUUACCCGGUGACAGAGGAGCAGCGGGCAUAAGAGGCAUGGAAGGGGCGACGGGAGACCAGGGCAUAAAAGGAGACCAAGGAGCCAAAGGAGAGACAGGUGAUGUGGGUGAUCCUGGUAUGAUUGGACUCCAGGGAUUUUCAGGACCUAAGGGUCCAGACGGAGAUCUGGGCCUGGCCGGUGGUCCUGGACCCAAAGGGCCAAUGGGGGUUCUGGGUUUCUCGGGUCCUGUAGGUCCGGCAGGAAUGAUCGGUCCGGUCGGAAAGCCUGGCCUCCGAGGUCUGAAGGGAAGUCGUGGUGAGAUGGGACCUCAGGGACCACAGGGCAGUCCAGGGCCGCAGGGACCUCCAGGUUUACCCGGACCAUCGAGACGCAUCAAUGUGAACAUUCAGGGUCUGAUGGAGUCUGAUGCUUUCCUGCAUCUGGAGAGUUAUCAAAACACAGAUGCGUCUCUGAUGGACCAGAACGCUGAGAUCUUCAAAACCCUUCAGUAUCUAACCGGCGUCCUGACCAGCAUUAAAACUCCAGUGGGUACGCGAGAAAACCCCGCUCGCGUCUGUAAAGAUCUGCUGGAGUGUCAGAACAAGAUGAGUGAUGGAAUGUUCUGGAUCGAUCCAAACUUGGGUUGCACAUCUGAUGCUAUCCAGGUGUUUUGUAAUUUCACUGCAGGUGGCCAAACUUGCCUGCAACCUGUUACUACAGAUAAGACAGUGUUUAAUGUUGGAAAAGUCCAGAUGAAGUUUUUACAUUUGUUGAGCAUCACGGCCACCCAGACCAUCACCGUCCACUGCUACAAUGACCCAGCGACUGUUGUCAUGGAGACACCGCAUCUCCUGCGCUUCUGGGGUUGGAACGGUCACGUGUUUGAGGAACAUUCACCUCUGAGACCUCAUGUACUUCUGGAUAACUGUAAGAUUCGUGAUGGUAACUGGCAUCAGUCCCGCUUCAUGUUUAAGACUCAGGACACAUAUCAGCUUCCCAUCUUGAACAUACAAGGUGCCGAUCCCUCGCAUCCAUCAGACCAGCGACACUUGGAGAUCGGCCCUGUUUGCUUCCUGUGAAGGACUUGUGCUUUACACAUUAAAUCAGAUCAUUGGUAAAAUGGGCGACACUGCAUUUUCUCCCACAGGUCCUGUGAAGUCUCACCUUUCAUUGAAAGAACAAACGCUGUUAUGAGCUUGAGUUCUUCUGGAGCCCAAGACAUGGAUUGAGAGACUGAUGCUGUGACUUAUCCAUUAAAGGUGCAGUGUGUAGAUUUAAGCGGCAUCUAGUGGUGAGACUGAGAAUUGCAAUCAAUGGCUCAGUCCACAGCUCACCCUUCCCUUUUGAAACGCAUAGAGAAGCUACGGUAGCCACUAUGGGACAAACACGUCAUCGUCUGAGUCAACAUUAAUGUCUAUUUAGGGCUACUGUAGUAACAUGGCGGUGCAAAAUGGCGACUUCCAUGUAAGGGGACCCACAGUAAGGUAUCCAUUAUGGUAAUAAAAACAUAAAGUUAAUUAUGUACGGCCUUUAUACACCACUGAAAAUAUAGUAAUGCAUAUUAUAUUGCAUUUCUGUCAAUAGAUCCUCCUAAAAUGUACAUAUUGCACCUUUAAGUAGCGUGUUAUGGUUUAGUGUGUCAUGUGGCAUCAAGGCAAAAAUCUCCUGUGCCUUUCGCACACAAGCAAUCCUAAACGUGCAAUACCUUUUGGAUUGAGUGUUAGAUCUCAAGAUAUUGAUUUACAAUGUAAACAAGGUUUUUCGAAUGAUGAACAACGAAAAGCUGAACGUGGACUUGUACCUCUUAUUUUAGAUGGUGCUCUACCUCCUUCAUAUACAGGUGCUUGUGUUUGGGCGCGUUAAGGCCCGAAACAUACUCUACGUUAUACAUUAAUAAUCAAGUUUCAUUAUGUGUGUCCUCACAAUAUGUACCUUGUCAAACCACAGUUGAUAACGCAACGAAAUGUAGAACAAUUGCUAAAAUCUGUUGUCUUCUUUCUCUCAGGUUAUAGUGAAUCAACAGUUUGAAGAAAAUCUUGCUGAGCAAGUUAUAAAGUGUGCAUAUAUCUACCUAGCUAAAAAGAAUUAUAUAUGGUUUUAAUGGCACAUAAAUGCUCUUAAGGUUUGCAAAGUGCAGAUAAAAUAAUAAUGCAGUCAUGUCUUUGACAUCUGUCUCGUCGUACAGUAUGUUUCAGGCCUUGAGGUGUUUGUUUGUGCCGGCUUCUUUUGCAUUUGAUCGAAACGAACCUUAUUUAUAUGAACAGUGUGUUGAUAAAUUAUGUUAUACAUUGGCUUUAUAAACUUCUUUAAGGAGAACGCCCGCUCGUGACCCAUUAAAGAAGACACUUCACGAGUAUCUCACUUGAUGAAAGUACAGAAGUGGGGGAUUUUCAGAUUGUGAACGAGUGUCACGUUUCAUCAUUUGAAACCAAAUGAAAUGUUCAAGUGUGCAUGUAAUGAAAAAUCUCUGUUGUGAGAUAAUCGUAACAUCUGGCCGGGUCGAGCGACUUCUUCAUGGUGCUGCAGACAGUAUUCAGCAAUCAUUUUAUUUUUCCUCUUUGUGUAUAUUUUGACAUUUAUAUUGGUUAUUUAUGUUAACUUUUUAUCAAAAUACUGUACUCCAAUAAAUUAUCUCUCAGAGAUCGUUCUGGUCACUUACCAUUUAUUUCCAUUUUUAUUUAUGUCAAAAUUGUAUUUGUAUAUAAACACAAAUAAUUGCAUUUGUUGUGUUCUGGCAGCUGUGAUUGGCCAGAUGUGAUCACACAGAGGAAGUAACGCUUGUUAACUUAUGAUUACAGUACAGAAACUGUCAAUAAAUGUGCUUAAAACAAAACACAAGACAAAAUGUAAAUAUUAAAUAUUUUGACAUUAAAUAAAAGCUAUGUUUUAAUCCCAA
This is a messenger RNA of Paramisgurnus dabryanus, 7039 nucleotides long. RefSeq lists its product as uncharacterized. The record is from RefSeq and is a predicted model, not a curated record. Lineage: Eukaryota; Metazoa; Chordata; Actinopteri; Cypriniformes; Cobitidae. Gene Ontology annotation, molecular function: extracellular matrix structural constituent.